Molecule: messenger RNA, 3532 nt
Organism: Branchiostoma belcheri (Belcher's lancelet)
Lineage: Eukaryota; Metazoa; Chordata; Leptocardii; Amphioxiformes; Branchiostomatidae
Product: phosphatidylinositide phosphatase SAC1-like
Exons: 18
Coding region: 27-1856 (609 amino acids)
Biological process (GO): phosphatidylinositol dephosphorylation
Cellular component (GO): endoplasmic reticulum
Molecular function (GO): phosphatidylinositol-4-phosphate phosphatase activity
Source: RefSeq, a predicted model, not a curated record
CGCAAGUGCAACAUACAGACUUCAAAAUGGCGGCCUACGUGUACACAUCACUCAAACUCCACAUAGACCCAGAGAAGUUCUAUGUGGAGGCGCUGGACUCUAAUGAGUUGAUGAUAAUCGACCGUGUGAGUUAUGAGAUCACGCUGGUGGAGAACAAGGGACAGAUCCCGCCCUCCGCAAUCACACGCACCAUCUUCGGCAUCAUGGGAGUUGUGCGACUCAUAGCCAGUCCUUACCUAAUUGUUAUCACCAAGGUAUCUAAGGUAGGGGACAUUGAACACCACCCCAUCUGGAGAGUGGAGGACACUCAGGUUAUCCCUUACACACGGUCUGUCGACCAUCUCAACGACCAACAGAAACAAGCCAACCAUGAUUACCUCCGUAUGAUUGAGGAGGUCCUGCGCCAGAACGGGUACUACUUCUCCAGCACCUACGACCUGACCCACACACAGCAGAGGCUCAACAACACCAGCGCAGAGUUCCUCACAUUCCCUCUGUAUGAAAGGGCUGACCAAAGGUUUGUGUGGAAUGGACACCUGCUGAGGGAGUUCACAUCACAACCUGAGCUUCACAGGUUUAUCCUCCCAGUUCUUCAUGGCUACGUGUCUGUUAAACACUGCCAUGUAAACCAGCGCCCGUUCAAACUCAUCGUCAUCUCGCGCCGCUGCUGCUACCGUGCUGGGGUCCGCUACUACAUGCGGGGGGCGGACUUCGAGGGACACACCGCCAACUACGUGGAGACAGAACAGAUCAUGGACUACGAGAGCAGCCGCGGGUCCUUUGUUCAGACCAGAGGUUCGGUGCCCCUCCACUGGUCCCAGAGACCUAACCUGAAGUACAAGCCCACUCCUAUCAUCAGUACUGCACUCAAGCAGCAAGAUGGGUUCCAGAGGCAUUUUGACAGCCAGAUUGUUCUGUAUGGAAGACAGGUCAACGUCAACUUGCUUGACCAGAAGGGAUUUGAGAAUAAGUUGGUGAGGGCCUAUGAAGAUGCUGUCCAGAAUUCUAAGAGUGACAACAUCAGGAUAGAGUCAUUUGACUUCCACCGUGAGUGUCGGGCUCUACAGUGGCACAGGCUGUCUCUUCUCAUGGACCGACUGGCAGAGGACCAGGCCAAGAUGGGGUACUACCUGUGCAGAAGUGACGGCUCGGUGGCCAGGCUGCAGGAUGCCGUGUUCAGGACCAACUGUAUCGACUGCCUGGACAGAACCAAUGUAGUUCAGAGCAUGCUCGCUAGGAGGAGCCUUCAGUCCCAACUACAGGAGGUGGGAGUCUUGUCUCUGGGAGAGAGAAUAGACGACCACUCUGCCUUUGAGUUUAUCUACAAGAACUUGUGGGCUGACAAUGCAGAUGCCUUGGCCAAGCAAUAUGCAGGGACCGGGGCCCUUAAGACAGACUACACCAGGACUGGGAGAAGGACAAUCCUGGGUUUGUUGAUGGAUGGUUACAACUCUGCCAUCAGGUACAUGAAGAACAACUUCUACGAUGGCUUCAGACAGGAUGCAAUUGACUUGUUUGUUGGGAACUACAUAGUUGAUGAGGCAGAGUGCAUCAACAAGCCCUGUCCUCUCCAGCAGCCCAGAAGUGUCAGAUAUACUGUUCUGCCCUUCUUCCUGUUGAUCGCGCUGUCCAUGUGCUUCAUCUGUCUGCUCAUUCCUGCAGGUAACGUGGAUAUUCCCUCAGCUCUCCUGGACGGGCGCGGGGGUGGGGAUAGCGAUCGCGCGCAGAGCACGGGCGGACUGGAGUCUUCAGCUGCUAUAUGUGCUGUUCUGGGGCAUGGCCAGCAUCACUACCCUCGCGAUCGUCUACUACAACGGUAUAGAAUUCGUGGACAAACCCAAACUGACUCAGGCUAAGGCUAAGCGAGAAUGAGAUGAGCUGGGCUACAGGCUGUAUUGUGAGAUGAUGGGGAUAGGGCCAGACGACUACGAGAAUCAGGACUCCGAAUCCGGGGUUCGAAUCCCAGAAGUUCUAGUCCUACAUGUAUGACAGACAUUUCGUUGGGGGGAGGGGGGUGGCGUUGUUAAAUGGUGAAAUCAUUCUGCAGGGUAUAAUCUAAACAGUUAUCACAUGCAGGGGCUGAAGAUAAAAAGUGAAUAGUGACAAUUCAAAAUCUUGUUUCUUUUGGUCUCAACUCUUUCCAAAAUAUGAUGUAAAUAGGAAAAUAACUAGUGUCCAAUUUUGUGCUACUUGUCAGGAAGAGAUAUUUGGAAAUGCAUCAUGUGCAAUUUGGAAGGGGUGAACGUGUGUGUACAUACUCACUGGAAGGUACCGUUAAAGUAAAGAGAAGCUGCAGUACAAAAUUGUAUGAUGAUUGUACAUGUACAAAAUGUACAUGCAUACAGGUAGGCAAACACAGUGGACAGACAGAUCACAGAAGUGGUAAAAACACAAUGACAGUAAAAAAAAUGGUCUAAUUGGUGGUGUUUCUAGAACUGCCACAAAUAUUGAACUAGUUUACACAAUGCACUACCUUUAACUUAGGGUGCCUUGGGCAUUUUGAUGGCUCCAAUGUGUAGUUGUUCAUCCUAUUGUGAAAAAAGAAAUACCUGUUUGUAGGUUGAUUCCUACUUACAAAUGUAUCUUGAUACUACAACAGUCAGUAUGUCCGUAAGGCAUGGUUAUUAUAGAGCUUUGAGACAUUCAAACAAGACAAGAACCAUAUUUUACACCCUACGUACAGCUUCUACAAUAUUUCAUUCUUCCUGACGACAUGUUUGAAAAAAAAAAGCAGUUCCAAAAAUGAUCAUAACUACAGAAACUUAACUUUAGGGUACCAUAUGUUUCCAAAAUAGAAAUUCUUCAUUUCUAGAAGGUGAUGAUUUUAAAUACUGUUGCUUAACAGAUCUAGAAACAACACAUUAAAUCCUCAAGAUUUAUUAUAAUUUAUAGAAAAAUUAAAUAUAGUUCAAAUGCAAUGUAGGUAAGGGAUUUAGGAAAAUUUUGACUUUUAGAAUACAAUGUAAAAUGUACAAUGUUUCCAUAGUUGUCACCUAUUGAGAAAUUGUCACGAGUUGGAUUUCAUAACCAAAUGUUCCACUCUUACUAAUAGGUGAUAGAAUUUAUAUCUAUAUGUGCACAGAUUGGACAACUAUAGGUACCUCACUUUCUCCUUUCUUUCACCAUCACAAAACAGCCUGUAGUCCGAGAAAGAAAUGACGCAUGUUUGUUUUUUUGUUUGACGUUUGUAAUGUAAAAGGUGUGCAAUAGUCUAUCAUAGCACAGAGACUUGUAAAGUCUUGACUUGAACAGUUCAGCAUAUUUUCAGCUGGCGAGGCUGCAGUACUGUUGAGUGAAGUUGGGGUGCGCUGCUGCACAACUGGUGUGCAUGUUGUGUAUGAUUGGAAAGACCUUGUGGACCAAUUAUGUAUGUAAGGUAGUUUGAACAAUUAAUUAAAGGUACUUUUAUUUACCCUACAUCAGCAUUACUGUAACAGUAUAUGUACCGAUAUAUGUAGGGAUGCUUUUCUUUAUUGUGCUUAGAAUUUCUGCAAUACACGAAUGUACACAAAUAAAUCUUUGUUCUACAUGU